Molecule: messenger RNA, 9640 nt
Organism: Melanotaenia boesemani (Boeseman's rainbowfish)
Lineage: Eukaryota; Metazoa; Chordata; Actinopteri; Atheriniformes; Melanotaeniidae
Gene: eys
Product: eyes shut homolog
Exons: 51
Coding region: 278-9595 (3105 amino acids)
Molecular function (GO): calcium ion binding
Source: RefSeq, a predicted model, not a curated record
AAGCAGACCUGCGCGCGCCCCCGGCACCUCAGCGUCUGAUUGAAUCCCCCACCCCCCCUCCCCAUCUCUUCUCCACGUGUGCGCACAGACGGCUCAGCUUACUCCCAACGGAGAGAUAUAUCUCAGCUCUGACGAAACCUUCCAAAAAGAAAAAAAUAAUUAAAUAAAAAAAAAAGAAAUAAAAAAAAAAAAAAGAAUGAUGUUCCAAGUUGCUGUCCCAGGGCGGAACACCUUUUCUUCUUAAUGGUUGUUCCUGUUCCAGGGGACUUUAUGGAGGAUGUGGAAUAAUACAGCACAUGAGACACAAGACGGUGCAUUUCUAUAUUUCCUGAACCUGAUGCAGUUGGUUUUAGCUUUUUCAGUGAUUGUGUCCAAAUUGCAGAAACAGGGAAAAAUGGAGUCGUCAUUGUUUAAUUUAAUUGCUGUUUUUGUGUCUGUCCACGUUAUCCAGUGCCAAACAGUUUGCAACAGACAAACUGCACUUGAAUGGCACCUUAAAAAGCACACAAUCCAAAUGAAUUGGACUCUAAUAGGAAACAUCUGCUGGAGCGCGUCAGAGUGCUGGGAUACUCAGGGGGUAAACCAGUCGAGUGAGCAGCCUUUCAACUUCCCACAGAUAUGCCCGCUUCAGCUGCAACAUGGAGACAAACUUGUGAUGUCUGCCGAUGAAACACUCAAGACGUAUGGCAUCAGGCUCCUUAAUGUAUCGAAAGACAAUUUUGAAAGUUGUUCCACAAAUGAAGAUUUAAAGGAUCAGUUUCUGUUCCCCCGCAAUAUAAAUGAAAGUGAGCAAAUUGAGGCCAAGUGGAUGGACCCAGGUCAUCGUUACUUCAUUGCUCUUCAUAAUGGUGACACACAGCUGUGCAAGCUUGGUCUAAGGCUCAAUGUGUCUGUCAGAACACAGCUUUGCCAGGCCUCUCCUCUGCUUCGACUAUGUUCGGGGAAUGGAGUUUGUCAAGCUGGCGUCUGGGAGGGCUCAUACCACUGUCGAUGCCAUCACCACUAUUCCGGGAGGUUUUGUGAAAAGUUUGAUGCCUGUUUGGAUAACCCUUGUGAAAACAAAGGAGUCUGCUUGAGCAAUGGAUCCACAGAUCCAAACAGCAGAUCAUAUAAAUGUCUGUGCCCUCCACAUUUUACAGGAGUUAACUGCUCUGAAGUUGUUGGGAAAAGAAACUGUGACAGAAUAUGUGAAAAUGGGACAUGUGUUCAAAUGUCACCCACCUCUUUCAAAUGCAUCUGUAACACUGGAUUCUCUGGCCCUUCCUGUGAGAAGAAGAAAGCCCCCUGUGACCCAAAUCCAUGCAGAAAUGGCGGUACAUGUGCAGAGAGCCUCGAAGGAUUUGUUUGUCAUUGUCCAGGAAGAUUCAGAGGCCUCCACUGCGACUUUCGUGUUGACUCUGACUGCAUGUCAUAUUCAUGUCAGGAAGAACAAAUUUGCACUGCAGGGGAGCAUGCCUCUGAAUGUGUUUGCGCAGAUGGUUCUUUGGUCCCAGAAUGCAGGAGGCAGCAGAGCAUGUGCAGCCCAUCGCCAUGUCUGAACAAUGCCACCUGCGUGUCCAGGGGAAAGGAUUAUUUCUGCAGAUGCCUGAGUGGCUUUUCUGGGAAGAACUGUGAAGAAAUAAUUGACUACUGCAGGCUGCUCAAUAUCAGCUGCCUAAAUGAGGGAUUGUGCUUGAGUGUAAUUGGCGGAUAUCAGUGUGUUUGCGCCCCAGGGUGGAUCGGAAAGUUUUGUCAACUUGUAGGUGAUGCCUGCAUGAUGCAACCAGACAGCUGUUUGAAUGGGGCCACAUGCAUUACAACAAAUCAGCCAUCAUCCCCUCCCGAUUACAUCUGUAAAUGCCCCAUUGGUUUCAUAGGAACACUGUGUGAGACUGAGAUCAACGAGUGUGACUCCAGCCCCUGUCGGAACAAUGGCACAUGCUCUGACUUGCUUGGCGACUAUGACUGCCAGUGCCCUGCAGGUUUUCAGGGAAAGAACUGUGAAGUUAACAUAGAUGCCUGUACUCUGCCUGACAGCAUAUGCCCACCAAGUACUCAGUGUGUGGAUCUCCCUGAGGGCCUUGAAUACACCUGCCGUGUACCAUGUCCUCAAAACCUUCAACUGUGUGCCAAUGGAGGACGCUGUGUGUUGAAUGAUGCCAGCGGCUACACCUGCAUCUGUACUCGUGGUUGGUCUGGUCAGAAGUGCAGCAUAAAUACCAAUGAUUGUAUUCGACAUUGGUGUCAAAAUGGAGCUACUUGUGUGGAUGAGAUUGAUGGUUACAGCUGCCUCUGUCCCAGAGGAUACACAGGGGUGUACUGUGAGGAGGACAUUGAUUACUGUGUUGGCCAUGGCUGCUCUGAACAUGGUGUUUGCCUGGACCAGCAGUACAACUUCACCUGCCGCUGCAUGCUCGGAUUUGAGGGCCCGCUCUGUGAAGUGGAAGGAAAUGAGUGCAACAGCUUCCCCUGCUCAAGUGGUGCCACCUGUGUGGACCUAAUCAGUGAUUAUCGGUGCCACUGUCCCCCGGGGUUUGAGGGAAAGACCUGCUCUCAGAAUGUAAAUGAUUGCUGGUCGCAGCCUUGUCUAAAUGGUGGCUCGUGUAUGGAUCUGAUAAAUGACUAUAUUUGUCACUGUCCUCUUGGGUACAAGGGGAAAGAUUGCUCUCUGGAUAUUGACCUUUGCUCAUUUGGACUGUGCAGUGAACACACAUUAAUAUGCACUGAGACAAAGGACGGACAGAAUGUUUCUUGCAUAUGUGAAAGAGGGUUUGGAGGGUCACUUUGUGAAGUAAAUCUCAAUGAGUGCGGGUCAAAGCCAUGCCAGAAUGGUGGCAUUUGUGUGGAUGGCAUUGACUUCUAUCAGUGCUUAUGCUCAGAGGGCUUUGGGGGUUUCAACUGUGAAAUCAGAUAUGAUGAAUGUGUCCAUGGAUACUGUGCCAAUAAUUCCACAUGUAUUGACCUGGUUGCAGACUAUGAAUGCAUCUGUCCAUCGGGUUUUACUGGUAAGAAUUGCUCCAUAUCUGUCUCUUCAUGUACAUCAGAGGUGGAGUUCUGCAGAAACGGUGGAACCUGUUCACACAAUGUAGCUGGAGAAGUUCAAUGUAUUUGCCCUUCAGGAUACCAGGGCAAGGACUGCUCCUCAUCUGUGAGGCAGUGUGUAUCAAAUCCAUGUGACCCUGAAGGGACUAUCCUCUGUGAAGAGCUGGAAAGUACUUAUAGAUGUGUGUGCCAUCAUGGGCACACAGGGGGGCACUGCGAAACACCUAUAAACCACUGUGUUGACGGCCUUUGUGGACACGGUUCACUGUGUGUGGAUCUGUCGACAGGGUUCAAAUGUAACUGUUUACCAGGUUUAACAGGCCACUUUUGUGAAAUAAACAUUGAUGACUGUGAAAAGGAGCCUUGCGGAGUCCUCAGCAUCUGCAAAGAUACUCUCAAUGGCUACAAUUGCUACUGUGCACCUGGAUUUAUUGGAAAUAAGUGUGAGAUUGAAGUGAAUGAAUGUCUCAGCCAACCAUGUCGAAAUGGAGGCUCCUGCAUAGAUGAGCUCAACUCAUUCAGCUGUCAGUGUCCUCUUGGGAUCAUAGGUACCUACUGUGAAGUCAACGUUGAUGAGUGCGUGUCCUCUCCCUGCCUGCACAAUGCCACAUGUGUUGAUCUUGUUCAUGGCUAUGAAUGCGUCUGUAAGCCUGGAUUUACAGGUACAAAAUGUGAACUUGACAUUGAUGAGUGCGCUUCAGCUCCCUGCAAGAAUGGAGCAACUUGCAUUGACCUGCCUGGUAAUUACUUCUGCCAGUGUGUGGCUCCAUUUAAAGGUCACAAUUGUGAAUUCUUACCCUGUGAGGCCAGUAAUCCCUGCGAGAAUGAUGCAGUGUGUGUGGAAGAGUUGGAUCAGGACCAUUUCCCUUUGGGUUUCCGCUGCCACUGUCGCCAGGGCUUCACUGGCCCCCGCUGUGAAAUCAAUGUGGAUGAGUGCAGCUCCAACCCCUGUUUUCAUGGCUUCUGCUAUGAUGUUGUAGAUGGAUUUUAUUGCCUUUGCAAUCCUGGUUAUGCUGGGCCAAGAUGUGAGAAAGACAUUGAUGACUGCAUAAAAGGUUUGUGCAGCUCCAACUCAGUGUGUAAGGACCUCCACCAGAGUUAUGAGUGUGUGUGUCACUCAGGCUGGGAGGGGGAGUACUGCCAACAAGAAAUUGAUGAAUGUUUAUCACAACCCUGCAAAAACAAUGCCACCUGCACAGACCUUCUCAACAGCUACAAGUGUUCCUGCUCACCGGGGUGGACAGGUGUGGACUGUGCAGAGGACGUGAAUGAGUGCGAUUCUGGGCCCUGUCUAAAUGGAGCUCAGUGUCAAGAGUCAAACAUACCUGGGGAGUUCUCCUGCACCUGUCCCCCCUUCUUCACUGGGCCCUUGUGUGACCAGCCUUACGACCCCUGCGACACCCUCCACAAUCCCUGCCUACACAGCUCCACCUGCCUGACACGCUCCAAUGGAACAGCCUCCUGCAGAUGUCCAGCUGGAUUUGAAGGAAGUUGGUGUGAAAUUGACAUCAAUGAGUGUGGUUCAAAUCCAUGCCAAAAUCAGGCUGACUGUGUGGACCGGGUCAAUAGUUACAGGUGUGAUUGUAAGAUGGGCUUUUCUGGCCUUCACUGUGAGGAAGACAUCAAUGAGUGCUCCUCCAGCCCUUGCAGCAAUGCAGGCAUCUGUCAGGACCUUGUGAACAAGUUCCACUGCAUUUGCCCUCCUGGUUAUUUUGGAACGCUGUGUGACCUGGAUGUGAACGAGUGUGAAGUUUCACCUUGCCUACAUGAGGGCAUCUGUAUCAACACGCCUGGGGGCUUCAAGUGUGUCUGCCGGCCUGGAUACACAGGGUCCCGUUGUGAAGUUAACAUCGAAGAAUGUGUUUCAAACCCAUGCCAAAAUGGUGGAAGAUGUAUUGAUGGGUCUAAUCGAUAUCACUGCUUGUGUCCUGAUGGCUUCAUUGGGUUCCGCUGUGAGAACAACAUUGAUGAGUGCAUGUCAGCACCUUGUCUUCAUGGGAGCUGUGAAGAUGGAAUAAAUUCCUACAUCUGCCUUUGUGAACCUGGGUGGCUCGGCAACAGAUGUGAAACAAACAUUGACGACUGUGCUUGUAGUCCCUGUUUGAAUGGAGGCUCAUGUGUUGAUCUUAUUGAUAAGUACGCAUGCUUCUGUCAGGAUGGCUACACAGGAAAGAAUUGUGAAAUAGAUAUAGAAGUCUGUGAAUACACUGGCUUUAAUGUCUCCCUGUGUUUUAACGGAGCCACGUGCCUUGAUGGUGAAGGAUCAAACUUUACAUGCAGCUGUCCACCAGGUUUCAUGGGAGAUUUCUGUGAAGUGGAUGUUAACGAAUGUUGUUCAGCUCCCUGCCAUAAUGGCGCUGUUUGCCAAGAUCUUAUUAAUAGCUACGUCUGCCACUGCAGGUCAGGUUGGACAGGCCUUCACUGUGAGGAUGACAUUAAUGAGUGCCUUCCACAGCCCUGCAACCAGGGGAUAUGCAUCCAGAAUGAUCCAGGCUAUGGCUACACCUGUUUCUGUCGUCCUGGAUUUGUGGGGAAGAACUGUGAGCACAACUAUGAUGACUGCCUGCUGAAUCCAUGUCCAGAAGCAUUUUCCUGUGUAGAUGGCAUCAACAAGGUCAGCUGCCUGCCUCCUGUGACGGAUCCUGUUCCCUUGGCGACUGUAGUCAAGAACAUCACUCGCGGCUACACACCCAGUGUGCCAACGCCAACACUCAGCUCUACACCAACAGCUGAGCUAUCCACAGAUGCAAGCUACCUUCAUUACUUUGGGAAUUCAUACCUUGAGUUUCAAGGUAUUGAACUCGGCACAGUCAACAACAUUACUGUGAGGUUUCAAACCAUGGCAGCACAGGGAACUCUACUGUAUGUAGACCAAGGACCUGUGAAUGGGGAUUUCUUUUUCAUGAAGCUCUUUAUCCUGGAUGGCAUCCUGCAGUAUGCCUUUUGCUGUAAUGAAGAGGAAGAGGUUACACAGAUGAGUACGCUAAUUCACGUUGAUGAUGGGAAGAUUUACAUCAUAAAUAUCAGACAGCACCUUACCCCUUGUGAAGCAGAGUUGAUGCUUUCUGGUCAUGAGAAAAUUAAAAGCACAGCAAGUAAUUACUGGCUGGGACACAUGAUUCAAAGAACAAAUCAUGUCUUCAUCGGCGGUUUGCCACAACAAUAUCUUCCCAAUCAGAGAGCAAAGCCGCUCCACAACUAUACUGGCUGCAUUGAAGUUAUUGAAGUUAAUAAGCAGAGGAGGUUCUACACAGCCAAUGCCAUCGGUGGCAGCAACAUAGACCGAUGCAGAUAUACUGUGCAUACCAAAGAGGUCUCCAUAACAAGUUCCUCAACUCUAACAACUCAGCCAACUCCUGUUGACACAGUGACUGAAACAGCAACAAUAUUUUCCACGCAACCGCCAACACAUCCUCUGCAUGAACCACAAGUUUGCCACAAAGGUCUUUGUCGCAACGGAGGAACAUGUUAUCAUCUGCAGCUGGCUGGUAGAGCUCUGCCUUCCUGUCACUGUCCACUCCAUUUCACGGGAGCUUUUUGUGAAAAAGAUACCACAGUGUAUAUCCCCUCAUUUGAUGGCACAUCGUACUUGGAGCUGCAGUCUCUUGCAUCCCUUCUCCAGCCUUUAGGUGACAGCGAUAAUCGGCCCUCCACAGUCAAGGAAAUCACUCUCUAUUUGACAGUGAAAACAAGAUCUACACAGGGCACCAUCCUCUUCACCCAAGAGCAGAACUUUGGGGAUCAGUUCCUUCAUGUUUUCCUACAAGAUGGAAGCCCUGUUGCUCAAAUUGGUUGUGGUGGCACUCGCAUUUUGAAUGCAGCUUCAGGCCAGAGCAUCAAUAAUAACAAGUGGAUGCAAAUAACAAUCCGAUACAAUCUGCCUGUGGGCAAACAAGGAGGCUUGUGCAUGAUUGAAAUAGCAGCAGAUAAUGGCACAGCUCAGCAUCUUGAGGAGUUUGUGUCACACCCUGUGUCAGAGGGAAUCUUUGGACCCGUACUUCUUGGGGAUGUUUCAUCGCACUGGGAGAUGCAUGACAGUGCAAAGGGAGAGAAGAGAUUCAUUGGCUGUAUCAGGGAACUUCAAGCCAAUGCAAAGGAGAUUGAAUUGGUGGGUGAGGCGGUGAUUGGAAGAAACAUUAAAAACUGUGACCCACCCGUCUGCCAACACCUACCAUGUCGAAACGGAGGAACUUGUGUCAGUGAUGCUGAUGACUGGUUCUGCGAGUGCCCCCCGCUCUACACCGGCCGGCUGUGCCAGCUGAGCGCCUGUGAGCGCAACCCCUGCAGUCAUGGAGCCACGUGCAUCCCAAAGUCACCAUUGGAGGCUGUUUGUCUUUGCCCUUAUGGGAGACAGGGUCUGCUUUGCGACCAGCCCAUCAAUAUAACUCGUGCCAGAUUCAGCGGAAGCGAUGAGUUUGGUUACACAUCCUUUGCGGCUUAUUCCUCCAUCCCCAGCCUCAGUUUCUUUUAUGAGUUCAAGCUGAAGUUCACUCUCACAAAUAAUUCAUCUGCUGUCAAAGACAACCUGGUGCUGUUUGCUGGACAGAAAGGACAAGGCAACGAUGGUGAUGACUUCCUUGUUUUGGGACUACGAAGUGGGAGGGUUGUACAUAGAUUCAACCUGGGCUCUGGGGUUGCAACCAUAGUCAGCGAUCGGCUCAACUAUCACAUCAACAUCCACAGUGUCAUCUUUGGAAGAUCCAAGAAAAUGGGAUGGCUGAAGGUUGACGGCCAACGUAACAGAACAGGAUUUUCUCCUGGACCUCUGGUGGGCCUCAAUGUUUUCAACCAGCUUUUUGUAGGUGGAUAUAAUGAGUACACCCCUGAACUACUGCCACUUGGCUCCAGGUUCCGUCAUGGCUUUCAGGGGUGUAUUUUUGAUGUACAGUUUCGGACUAAAAGUGAUCGAAAGUUUCAAGCACUGGGGCAGCCCCUGGGUCACCCAGCCUUCGGGCGCAGUGUGGGUCAAUGUGGAGUCGACCCCUGUGUUCAUGUGCACUGCAGGAAUGGAGGGAAUUGUGUGGACUCUGGCUCAUCUGUGUAUUGCCAGUGCCCAUUUGGAUGGAAGGGAGCGCUCUGUACUGAGACCGUGUCUGUGUGUGAUGUAGAGCACAUCCCUCCUCCUCGCUGUGCUCACGGCUCCACCUGCAUCCCUCUACCGACUGGAUAUACCUGCCUGUGCCCUCUGGGGACAGCAGGACUCCACUGCGAAAAAGCUGUGGCCAUUAGUGAUCCAUUCUUCAGCGCUAACCAGUCUUCAUGGAUGUCAUUCCCACCCAUGAGCGUCAGACACAGGAUUGUUGUGCAGCUGCAGUUCCAGCCGUUAUCACCUGAUGGCAUCCUUGUCUACAUUGCACAGCAUCUCGGUGCCAGGGCUGGAGAUUUCUUCUGUCUCUCCUUGACAUCAGGAUUUGUUCAUCUACGAUACAAUUUAGGGAAUGGUACCCACAUCCUGCAGUCAGCUGAGAAAGUGGACUUCCACAGCAGGACCUGGCACACGGUGAAGGCUGGCCGAACUGGUAACCAAGGUUUCCUCAGUCUGGAUGACAAGGAAGUUAGAGAGGAUGUGGCAGAGGGAAUGACCACUCUCGACGUUGCUACUGACAUCUUUGUUGGAGGCGUAUCCACUCUGAGCUUCGUCUCCCCAGAUGCAACUGAAGGGGAGCCAAUGAGCUUCACCGGUGGCCUGAGAGAACUUAUAAUCAACAGUGAAGAACUUGAGCUCACGGAGAUGGGAGCUGUUAAUGGGGCAAACAUAGGAGACUGGGAUGGAACAGCCUGCGGGUACAAGGUGUGCCAAAAUGGAGGUCGCUGCAGGGUAACAGGAGGCAACUCAUACAUAUGUAUAUGCCCAUUGUUAUGGACUGGCUCUGUGUGUAACCAGUCAGUAAGCUGUGUAAACAACACUUGCAGACAUGGCUCCCUCUGUGCUCCAUCUACUGUCAACUCUUACAGCUGCAUAUGCCCAUUAGGAUGGGGAGGGACUUACUGUGAAAUGGAAAUAUCCACAGACACUUUCAAGUUUGUUGGAAAUUCUUAUGUUAAAUACCGAGACCUCAGGUUCAACAUAAGAAGCUUAAAAUACACACAGGUUUCUUUUAGCCUCUACACAAGUUCCAGUGACGGGUUGAUCAUGUGGAUGGGAAAGGCUGAGCACGAAGACGACGACUACCUUGCUGUUGGACUUGAGAGGGACUAUCUAAAAAUCAUUGUCAAUCUUGGAGAGAGACUCUCCAUUCCAAUAACUUUCAAAAAUCUCACACUCUGCUGCAACACAUGGCACAACGUGUCUUUAUCUCUUACCAGCACAAUUAUUCAGGUUUUCCUCAACAGUAAAGGGAUUCUGUUUGAAGAUGUGGAUCCAUUUGAGCGAUAUGUAGCCUUAAACUAUGGAGGAGUGGUGUACUUUGGAGGGUUUGAAUUACACAGAAAUGUGUCAGUUGUCACAUCUGGUAUGUUUUCAAGGGGCUUUGAAGGAAGUCUCAGAAAUGUUUAUUUGUUUGGAGAUAAUAAGCCAGUGCUAUUUCAUAAAAAUAGUGAGGGUUUUAAUAUUUAUGAUGGCAGGGGAAAAUGAUGCAGAUGAGAGUCCUGGCCUCAACAGAAGCUGAAAAUCCCCAUC